This is a messenger RNA of Hirsutella rhossiliensis, 477 nucleotides long. RefSeq names its product integrase core domain-containing protein. The coding region runs from base 1 to 477 and encodes 158 amino acids. The transcript has a single exon. NCBI's taxonomy places the organism in Eukaryota, Fungi, Ascomycota, Sordariomycetes, Hypocreales, Ophiocordycipitaceae. Gene Ontology annotation, biological process: DNA integration. The record is from RefSeq and is a predicted model, not a curated record. Gene Ontology annotation, molecular function: nucleic acid binding.
AUGUCUGCGGCCGUACGAAGAUAUGGCGCGAGCAUAAAGGGUCUCGCCAGACCGCUACCCGUACCGGACCGCUUCUUCCGCCAGAUACAGAUGGACUUUAUUACGGACCUCCCCCUUGCGAACGGUAACCGCUGCCUCUGGGUUAUCAAGGACCGGCUAAGUAAGGAAGUUAUACUCGAACCGAUGCCAACGAUGGAAGCGGAAGCAUGUGCAGAGCGUUUUCUAUGGUGCUUCGCCCGCUACCACUGGUGGCCCGACGCUAUAACGAGCGAUAGGGGCUCCGAAUUGGGUAGGCCGCUUUUGGAGGCACAUGUGCAAGUUACUGGGGAUCGACCAGCAGCUAAGCACGGCGUACCACCCCAAACCGACGGAGGCCCUGAGAGGAUGAACCAAGAAGUACAGGCAUACCUCCGCGCCGUGAUUAACCAGAACCAGAACGACUGGAUAAGUGGGUUCCCGCGGCUCAGAUGGCGUUAA